Molecule: messenger RNA, 3995 nt
Organism: Odobenus rosmarus divergens (Pacific walrus)
Lineage: Eukaryota; Metazoa; Chordata; Mammalia; Carnivora; Odobenidae
Gene: TLE3
Product: transducin-like enhancer of split 3 (E(sp1) homolog, Drosophila)
Exons: 20
Coding region: 1048-3342 (764 amino acids)
Biological process (GO): regulation of DNA-templated transcription; negative regulation of canonical Wnt signaling pathway
Cellular component (GO): nucleus; transcription regulator complex
Molecular function (GO): protein binding; transcription corepressor activity
Source: RefSeq, a predicted model, not a curated record
UCUCGCGGCAGUUCAGACCUCGUGCUCGUCCCCCUCGCCUGUCUGUGUGUGGUAUCCGCAGGUCCGGGGCACUUUUUUGGGUGUGUGUGUGUGUUUGGGUGUGUGUUUGGGGGGUUUGUCGGGGCGCGGAGAGGAGAGCCGGGCCGAGGGGAAGGAAGAGAGCUCCCCGGUCUCGGGCUGCGCUCUCCAGCCUGUGCGCUCCGAGGCGGCGGCGGCGGCGGCGGCGCCGAGCGCUCCUCGCUGAGGACGCGGCGCUGGAGCUGGGAGCAGCGAGGACCCCUUUGCGGAGGCUUCCUGUGCCCGCUGGAGUUAAGAUGCCAGGGCGGCUGAUUUGCACCUACUGAGCCUGGAGUUUCCUCCUCUGCUCUGGGAAGGGCUUGCGGCGGCGGCGGCGGCGGCGGCGGCGGCGGCAGUAGCAGACGGAACAGCAGGCUCUCCUCUCCGAGGGGGGGCGUCGAAGCGCCCGCGCCCGGCUCCCGCCCUCACCCUCCGGCGCUCCUGCGGCCCCCAGCCGCCACCUCGGUGCUUGGCUCCUUCCUCUUCUCCCGGAGCGCCGCCCUUGGGAUCGGAUUCGCGCGCUCCGGAUGCUGGGGCUGCCUCGGCGCGCCCCCCUCCCGGCGCGAGGCGCUGAGUGAUCCGGAGGGGGCCCGCAGUCGCCCCAGGAGGGGACCCCGGCCUCGGGACCCCGCGCCGGAGCCACUGGGGAGACGACGAUGUCCGCGCAGCCCCGGGCUCUGACGCGCUCCACGCAGUGGGGGGAAGGCGGCCGGCCGCAGCCAGCCGAGCCCUAGGCGCACAAAGCCCGCGCCCGCCGCCCGGCCUCGGCGCCGGCCGACGACUUUGCCGCCUGCUCCGCAGCUCUUUGUCUCCACUUGGGGCGGGCGCCCGACUCUGGGAUUUCGCUGCGAGAGCGGGCUGGGGGGGCCGGGGGCGAGCUCUCGGUUUCCCGGCCGCCCCCCGCUGGGGCUUGGCUCCCCCCUCCCCCGCACCUCCCCGGCCCGAGCUCUCCGCGCUUCCACGCUCUCGGAAUCACGACCCCUCCCUGCCAUGUAUCCGCAAGGCAGACAUCCGGCUCCCCAUCAACCCGGGCAGCCGGGAUUUAAAUUCACGGUGGCUGAGUCUUGUGACAGGAUCAAAGACGAAUUCCAGUUCCUGCAAGCUCAAUAUCACAGCCUCAAAGUGGAGUACGACAAGCUGGCGAACGAGAAGACGGAGAUGCAGCGCCAUUACGUGAUGUACUAUGAGAUGUCCUAUGGCCUGAACAUUGAAAUGCACAAGCAGACAGAGAUUGCGAAGAGAUUGAACACGAUUCUAGCACAGAUCAUGCCUUUUCUGUCACAAGAGCACCAGCAGCAGGUGGCGCAGGCCGUGGAGCGGGCCAAGCAGGUCACCAUGACGGAGCUAAACGCCAUCAUCGGGCAACAGCAGCUCCAGGCCCAGCACCUCUCCCACGCCACGCACGGCCCCCCGGUCCAGUUGCCACCCCACCCGUCAGGCCUGCAGCCCCCAGGGAUCCCCCCGGUGACGGGGAGCAGCGCUGGGCUCUUGGCACUUGGCGCCCUGGGCAGCCAGGCCCACCUGACGGUGAAGGACGAGAAGAACCACCAUGAGCUGGACCACAGAGAAAGAGAAUCCAGCGCGAAUAACUCCGUGUCGCCCUCUGAAAGCCUCCGGGCCAGUGAGAAGCACCGGGGCUCUGCAGACUAUAGCAUGGAAGCCAAGAAGCGGAAAGCAGAGGAGAAAGAUAGUCUGAGCCGAUACGACAGUGACGGGGACAAGAGUGACGAUCUGGUGGUGGAUGUCUCCAAUGAGGACCCAGCGACGCCCCGGGUCAGCCCGGCACACUCCCCUCCUGAAAAUGGGCUGGACAAGGCCCGCGGCCUGAAAAAGGAUGCCCCCACCAGCCCCGCCUCAGUAGCCUCCUCCAGCAGCACACCUUCCUCCAAGACCAAAGACCUUGGUCAUAACGACAAAUCCUCCACCCCUGGGCUCAAGUCCAACACACCUACUCCGAGGAACGAUGCCCCGACUCCAGGCACCAGCACGACCCCAGGGCUCCGGUCGCUGCCGGGCAAACCCCCCGGCAUGGACCCAAUAGCCUCGGCCUUGCGCACGCCCAUCUCCAUCACCAGCUCCUACGCGGCCCCCUUCGCCAUGAUGAGCCACCACGAGAUGAACGGCUCGCUCACCAGCCCGAGCGCCUACGCCGGCCUGCACAACAUCCCACCACAGAUGAGUGCGGCCGCCGCCGCGGCCGCCGCCGCCUACGGCCGAUCGCCAAUGGUUGGUUUUGACCCUCACCCUCCCAUGCGGGCCACCGGCCUGCCCUCGAGCCUCGCCUCCAUUCCUGGUGGGAAACCAGCGUACUCUUUCCACGUGAGUGCCGAUGGGCAGAUGCAGCCCGUGCCCUUCCCCCACGACGCCCUGGCAGGCCCUGGCAUCCCACGCCAUGCCCGGCAGAUCAACACGCUGAGCCACGGGGAGGUGGUGUGCGCCGUGACCAUCAGCAACCCCACGCGGCACGUCUAUACAGGUGGCAAGGGCUGCGUGAAGAUCUGGGACAUCAGCCAGCCGGGCAGCAAGAGCCCCAUCUCCCAGCUGGACUGCCUGAACAGGGACAAUUACAUCCGCUCCUGCAAGCUGCUCCCUGACGGGCGCACGCUCAUCGUGGGCGGCGAGGCCAGCACGCUCACCAUCUGGGACCUGGCCUCGCCCACACCCCGCAUCAAGGCCGAGCUGACGUCCUCGGCUCCUGCCUGCUACGCCCUGGCCAUCAGCCCCGACGCCAAAGUCUGCUUCUCCUGCUGCAGCGACGGUAACAUCGCCGUGUGGGACCUGCACAACCAGACCCUGGUCAGGCAGUUCCAGGGCCACACGGACGGGGCCAGCUGCAUAGACAUCUCCCACGAUGGCACCAAGCUGUGGACUGGAGGCCUGGACAACACCGUGCGUUCCUGGGACCUGCGAGAGGGUCGGCAGCUGCAGCAGCAUGACUUCACUUCCCAGAUCUUCUCGCUGGGCUACUGCCCCACCGGGGAGUGGCUGGCCGUGGGCAUGGAGAGCAGCAACGUGGAGGUCCUACACCACACCAAGCCGGACAAGUACCAGCUGCACCUGCACGAGAGCUGCGUGCUCUCCCUCAAGUUCGCCUACUGCGGCAAGUGGUUCGUGAGCACUGGGAAAGACAAUCUCCUCAACGCCUGGAGGACGCCGUACGGAGCCAGCAUAUUCCAGUCCAAGGAAUCCUCGUCUGUCUUGAGUUGUGACAUUUCGGCGGAUGACAAAUAUAUUGUAACAGGCUCUGGUGACAAGAAGGCCACGGUUUAUGAGGUCAUCUACUAAACAAGGACUCUGACUGGGCUGUCAGACUCUGGGAGAAAAAGACUCGGCGGUGACAGGGCGACCCCGCGAGGGGCCCCGAGGCUGGCGGAGGCCGGCGGUGGGCAGCCGAGCGGUCCAGGGCUGCGCUCCGGCAGGCCGAGAGGGCGCGCCCGCCACGGUCUGGACCCCUGGGCAUGGACUCCUGUGUCUCAUGGACUCUGACGGAUGUCUCUCCUCCUCCCUGUCCACAACCCUGGCAGAUGCUACAAGUAGAUUUCUUUGGAGGCUUGGGGUUCCAGCCCCCCGACAGACGCCUUCAUGAAUCUCCAUCUUUCCUUCCCCUCUCUUUUGCUCUGUCCCCCUGCCCCGGGUCGGGGGGGACACUGGAGUGGACCAGGUGUUUGUGCUGGGGGAGGGGGGGGAUCUCAUUUUCCCGAUUGUGCAGCGCACAACAUUUGUGAAAAAUGUAAAUAACAGACUCCUCUAUCUCGGACUGGUCAGUGGGGGAGGAGGCCCCUUCCCACCGAAAAUGCUAGCCGCGUACUAGCCGUGUACUUCGCCUGCUGUAUUUGUAACCCACUCGUGGUGGUGGCUUUUUUUUUUUUUUUUUUAAAGGGACAUCCCCAUCUGGGAAGGGGAGGCAGGGAGGGGGAGCCAAAUGGAGAGGGAGUGGA